Messenger RNA from Macrosiphum euphorbiae (potato aphid), 348 nucleotides. Lineage: Eukaryota; Metazoa; Arthropoda; Insecta; Hemiptera; Aphididae. The record is from the annotation of a GenBank genome assembly.
AUGUUUCCGGUACAAAUAUUGGUUGUUUUAUCAAUGAUGAUUAUUAUUAAUCAAGCAGCAACAUUAAACUACGAUAAUCAAAAAUCAUUUAUAACUAUCUAUGACGCUGAUACAAUGAAAUAUGUAAUGUUAAACAACAAGACAUAUAAUGCAAAUGGAACUAAUUCUGAAAUUACACAUACAAAUAAUUUUCAUGCAACAGAUUUAAUUAAAAAUGUCAACAAUUCAAAUAAAACUUUUUUAACCGAUUUAAAUAAAAUUUUGUCUGAACUCCCACGGGGAAAGGUUGUCGAUUUUCUGAAAGGGUGUUCUAUAGGUGUUUUUGGCAAGGUCAAAUAUUGUCCCUGA